Messenger RNA from Trypanosoma brucei brucei TREU927, 1704 nucleotides. RefSeq lists its product as hypothetical. The transcript has a single exon. Bases 1 to 1704 code for a protein of 567 amino acids. NCBI's taxonomy places the organism in Eukaryota, Euglenozoa, Kinetoplastea, Trypanosomatida, Trypanosomatidae. The record is from RefSeq and is a predicted model, not a curated record. Gene Ontology annotation, molecular function: phosphoprotein phosphatase activity.
AUGUUAAAUGUUCGGGGUUUGUUAAGCAUCAUUACUCCGCUUAUAAUUUUUUUCAUUCAGAUCAUAGUGGAUGGUGUGGAGUCGUGGCGGCACAUUGGCAAGUCACUUUAUGUUGUGUUUUGCUUCUUCACUGGAAGAAGCCAUUUAAGUUAUCCCCCAGGUCUAACGGCCCUCAGGAGGAGGAAGGCAAUGUUUGUGCGCCAUCGCCGUAGCGGAAACAGUGAAGGAAUGCGUGCAUCAUCCAGUGGACUUUCGGCUUCAGAGGCAUACAACAUAUCAUUUGAUGUUACCGAUGAGUCAGAGGCGGCUAGUGGAAGAGAUGAUGGGGAGAAGCGGUCAGAUGGGUCAGUCAGCGAAAACUGCAGUGAAAGCAACAUAGGCUCUGACUGCUGGGUACCACGCCUCGUACGGGGGCACUUUAGGGGCGAUGUAACAUUACUUUUGCAAAAUCCACGUACCAGAAAACUUGUAUCACCGUGUUAUCACCUUUGCUACUCUGAGAGUUUGUACCAUCUGGUAUGCAACGUCGUGGGACCCAUCCAGCCGCCGACCAUAUCGGGACUUCCGGGGAGGCACACGGCACCGCAGUGGCCACCGCACGCCAGCAGCCGCUCAGCUUUUCGGCAUGGUCUGAGGGAUGAUGAUAUUACCUUAACCACUGAUGAGUACAGCAGUUCUGCAAGCCCUCAGCAGGGUACACUGGGAGCCAGGGCUAGGAACAUUCGCGUGCUUUCUGGUGGUGUAGCUCCCACUGGCAUUACUGUUUCUAGUAGAAUUAUUCCCGGUGUGACAUCGGUUGUUUACAGGCGUGAGAGCAGCAAGCGGGUGGACUUUAACCGCAAGGUUGAGCCAAGGACACAACCCCAACCUAUCGCCUCAAUCACCGCGCAUCACGUGUUGUCCUAUCAAGCAACGCGGCAGAAGGUUCUUAUUGUUGACCUGGACGAGACGCUGUGUUUCGUGUCAACGAAUGUAAACGCCUCCUGUCAACCACCAUCUUUUUCCGAGGUGAUUCCAACGGCCUCUGGAGCCGAGCUCUUUCACGUAUGGGAGAGACCGUACGUCCGUUUAUUUAUUCAGACGGUAGCGAAGCUGUUCAACCUCGUUCUCUUCACGUCCUCUACAAAACCCUACGCGGACUCAAUCUUGCGCCGUCUGGACCCAGAUCACCGCAUUGGGCGUCGUUAUUACCGACAGCACUGUCGGCAGGUGAGGCGCUUUGCUGUAAACCAGUUGGUAACUCAAACUGAUGCGUCUGAAAUAUUCACUCCAAGGGAAUCUAAUCCUGGAAACAGCUCAGACUGCCGCACUCCCUCGUCCAGCUCCGCAACGAUUACGGAUGCUCGCCCUGCAGCUCCUCUGAGAUCUUCGUUUUAUGCCAGUACACCCGAAAGAGGCGGGCAGGCAGUUGGUGCUUCCAGCGGCAAACCGUGUUGCCUAGGAGAUAUGAUACUUGUUAAGGAUAUUCGUAUUCUUAAGGUGCCUCCUGAGCUAAUGAUAAUGAUUGAUAACUCGGAGGAGUGCGUCUCGGCAAACCGUGACAAUGCACUGCUUAUUCCACCCUUUGCACCGCCUACUUCGCCUGAUGCCGCUAAUGGUGAUACGCGAGAUGGUGUAUUGCUUGCCCUGAUGCCAUUGCUCGAGGCCCUGUUGGUCGUUCCGGAUGUAAGGUCGGUGUUGCGGCAUGGUCGGCUGGGGAGCUAA